CAAAGCGUUUCCCUGCAGAGUUUGAGUCCUGCAGCGUCGCAGUCCCAGACCCCGUUGCGUUGGCAAUCGCCAUGCUGUCACCGGAGGCGGAGCGGGUGCUGCGGUACUUAAUCGAGGUGGAGGAGCUUGCCGAGGAUGUGCUGGCGGACAAGCGGCAGAUUGUGGAUCUAGACACCAAAAGGAAUCAGAACCGAGAGGGUCUGAGGGCCUUACAGAAGGAUCUCAGCCAUUCUGAAGAUGUGAUGGUUUGCUUCGGGAGUAUGUUUAUCAAGAUGCCUCACACUCAGACAAAGGAAAUGAUUGAGAAAGAUCAGGACCACCUGGAUAAAGAAAUAGAUAAACUCCGGAAACAACUUAAAGUGAAGGUCAAUCGCCUCUUUGAGGCCCAAGGCAAACCGGAGCUGAAGGGUUUUAACCUGAAACCCCUCAACCAGGAUGAACUUAAAGCUCUCAAGGUUAUCUUGAAAGGAUGAGAAUCAUGUAUCAAGAAGGGGGACCUGUGACCAAUGUCCCCACUUCAAGAAGACCCAGGACCCUCCAACCUUGAGACCUGUAAGGACAGGAUUGGUCCUGGAUGUGACUAUGGCUCUUUUUCUGUUGUGCUUGGCUGCUCUAUAAUAGCAGGAGGGAUUCCUCAGCCCAUCCUUAUCUGCCUGGCCUGGCCACCAGGGCUCAGUGGACACUAUUGACAGGCCCUGGCAGCUGCUAGUGGGAGUGUAGGGGUGUGAGAAUGACUACAGCAGGCACUUCUCAACGGUGGCCUGCUGUCAUAUGGGCCCAAGCAGGGAAAGAGGGAGUGGAGUGGGGCAGGAGCUUCAUUCCAAGGUUUUCUGUUCCUCUCAAAGGAGAGAGGCAUUUUCAAACAGUAUGUGUGAUGGAAUUGGAGUAAAGCAGGAGGCUUGCAGAUGGCUUCUACAUGAAGCACAAACCGUUAGUGCUCUGUGUUCACCACAACCAUCUAUAGGACAGACACAUUUUCCCCACUGCCUCCAGUUUCUUGCUGCUUUUCCAAAGUGGGUAUUGCUUAUUGACUGACCCCUGUGGCUGCUCUUUGGUCAAGAGACCUAGCGCAGUCCUGCCCAGAGAAGGACAAGCAGGGUUCCCUCCUAACAUGUUACUCAUGUUGAGUGCCCUCUACCACCUUGAAACCAGGGCCUGGCCAGUCAAGCUGCCCUGAGUCCUUGCUGCCUUUCUUGGUCUGAGAUCCUGGUGUGAAUGCUGUGAGGAUAGAACUGCCCUUUGUGUUCAUUGAGGGCUCAAUAAAUGUUAGCUGAGUGAACGAACAGCUUCUCGUCACCUCCUUCAGUCCUCCUUUUAGAAUACCACCUCUGAAAUAAUACUAGGACUGGAUAGGUCAUAAGUGGUAAAAUGGGAGAGACACCUCGCCUCCUGUUCCCCUCACCGGACUUAGCUUUGG
Castor canadensis (American beaver) is the source of this 1417-nucleotide messenger RNA. It is a transcript of the gene Pdrg1, whose product is annotated as p53 and DNA damage regulated 1. The record is from RefSeq and is a predicted model, not a curated record. Lineage: Eukaryota; Metazoa; Chordata; Mammalia; Rodentia; Castoridae.